This is a messenger RNA of Pararge aegeria (speckled wood butterfly), 5313 nucleotides long. Its product is annotated as elongation of very long chain fatty acids protein-like. Gene Ontology annotation, biological process: sphingolipid biosynthetic process; very long-chain fatty acid biosynthetic process; fatty acid elongation, monounsaturated fatty acid. The record is from RefSeq and is a predicted model, not a curated record. The transcript is spliced from 9 exons. Gene Ontology annotation, molecular function: fatty acid elongase activity. The coding region runs from base 431 to 1366 and encodes 311 amino acids. NCBI's taxonomy places the organism in Eukaryota, Metazoa, Arthropoda, Insecta, Lepidoptera, Nymphalidae. Gene Ontology annotation, cellular component: endoplasmic reticulum membrane.
GGGAAGUUGGGAGUUAGCCGAGUUUGGGACUCAGGGAGUGAAAUCAGUUAUAAUAAAAAUGCAUCUUUAGCGGUAGAAAAUUUGUUUUUAAUUACUUCGAUUACGAUGUUUGGUGGUGUUUAAUAAUGGUUUUUAAUAUUCAGCCGGUACUAUGGAUAAUAAUUAAAGAUUUAAGUACUUAGUUGACAGCUAUUUUUAUAACCUAAAUUAGUCCUCUUUUAGUAAUAAAUGAUUAGGUGACGAACGUCUGGAAUUGAAUUAAUAUAAAUUAAAUGUUAUAAUAAAAAUGGUACAACUCUGUGAUGAAAAGCUUUGGUGAUAAUAACAUCAAUUCCAUUUGAUAUUAGCCUGUUCCAAGUAGAGGACUGUCGCUGCUGCUGUGAUACCAAAUCAAUUGAUAUAAUUAGUCGGUAGGAAAACCAAUCCAAAGAUGGACAGCUUCUACACUUGGUACAAGGACUUAAUUGACAACCGGAGCGAUCCCAGAGUAAAGGAUUGGGCAAUGAUGUCUUCACCAUGGCCAACGUUGGUAGCAUGUGUAUGCUACGCGGUGUGCGCGCGAAAGUUUGGCCCAACGCUGAUGGCGAACCGCAAACCCUUCGAACUUAGAAAUGUACUCGUAGUCUAUAACAUGGCGCAAACCAUUUUCAGUGCGUGGAUAUUUUAUGAGUAUUUGGCGAGUGGAUGGUGGGGUCACUACGACUUCAGGUGUCAGCUCGUCGAUUAUUCAAGGAGCCCUAAAGCUAUGAGGAUGGCGAACACAUGCUGGUGGUACUACUUCAGCAAGUUCACGGAGUUCUUCGACACGCUGUUCUUUGUGCUGCGCAAGAAGAACGAGCACGUGUCGACGCUUCACGUGAUCCACCACGGCAUCAUGCCCAUGUCCGUGUGGUUCGGGCUUAAAUUUGCGCCAGGUGGUCACAGUACAUUCUUCGCUCUGCUAAACACUUUCGUGCACAUCGUCAUGUAUUUCUACUACAUGGUAUCAGCAAUGGGGCCCAAGUAUCAGAAGUACAUAUGGUGGAAGAAGUACCUCACCGCCUUCCAGAUGGUACAAUUCGUGCUGAUCUUCAGUCAUCAACUGCAAGUUCUCUUCCGGCCGUCCUGUCAGUACCCUCGUGUUUUCGUGUACUGGAUCGCGUUGCACGGCUUCCUAUUCUUGUUCCUCUUCAGCGAUUUCUACAAAGCGCGCUAUAACAAGGCCGGUGGUAAACCGAGGACCAACGGCCUCUGUAUGACCGUGAUGGAUGAAAGCAGUUCUCUGAAUGGCAAGAAUGGCUACAAGCAAGAAGAGGGUUCAACAGUACCGAACUCUUACGCGUCGUCCGCUGCGGACGCGUUCGUACGACGGCGGACAGUGUUGUAGUGCUGUACCGCACAAUCCCAACAAUCAGGGUCUGCCUUCUGUUAUACAUUUUCAAAAUAUUUAUUCCCUUUUGGCACAAUUCAUAGAUCCAUAUUUAUCUAAGCUAUGAAUUUGGUGCAACCGCGAGGCAAUAAGUUCCCUUGUAGUUUAAGAUUUGUUUACUUGCGAUCGUUGAAACACUGUAAAGUCAGAGUAAAAUGGAGUUGGUUUUCCAUUAAUUUAAGGCUGAAAAUUGUCACUACUGUAACAGCGAGCGCUAUUGGCGUAAAGUUUGUAAAAUAAACAUCAGCGGUACAGAAUUUGAGACACUAAAACGAUUUUACUUUGGCAUUGAAAAUGUCACGAUUACAAGCAUAAAAAUCGUACACUUUGGGUGCUGACAGUGAUGUUCAUUACUUUUUUUUAAGCCCGCGCCAAUCGGUACUUAUAUUGUGUUGGAGCUCUAAGUCCAUAAUAUGUUUAUAUCUGUCAAGCUGUAAAGCCGAUUAUUAUAACAUGAAUUUGCAAUCUUUUUAUCAGAUACCGAUUAUAUAUCCCUACUUUUAAUCGAUUUAUCUCCAAUAAGUUAUUGUCAUAUUACAUUAUCAUAACAUUCGCUGUAUUUGAUGAAACACUGAAUCUGUUUGAUUGAUUGCAUCGUAGAGACGAUGAUUUAUGAAAUAUUUUAUCGUCGAUAAAUUGAUUUCGAGAAACGUAAAUAAUAUAAUGAUCUGUAUUUAGAUAAGAGUAGGCUAAUUCAUGUCUUAUUCUCAUGACAAUUGUGCCAAAAGGGACUUUAUAUUUGAAAAAAUCAAUUAACCGGCAAACAAUUUUUUUUAAUGAAAUUUUGAAUUAUUGUGGUCAGUUAAACGUACGACAGCCUUCCGUCCGAAUGUCUGAUAUGACUAUUUCAAUCAUGUCUGGAUUACGUUCGGAGAGGAUUUCUUUUGAUCCCGGUAUUAAAAUAAUACGGCUUAUUUGUUUCCUUUAGGUUUUAUUUAUUACUUCAUGUUGUAAUAUGCUGUUAUUGUUUUGAUAACCUCGGUUUCAUUCAAUUAUUCGGGAUUCCGCACCCCUGGCACACCUCGCAAUCAUCGUUUUAUAUAUACAUAACGUGAUAGCUUGAAGAACCUUAUGUUCCUUGAUUUAAAAUUUAAGUUUGUAUGUACAUCUCCAGUCAGCCCCCUAUCAGAAAUUUGAUAAAGUAAAAAUUGCUAAUACUUACUAGACUACUCUUAAAUUAGCAGUAUUAGGACCAAUUUUACUCUGUCGUCAAUUCUUAUCAAUAAUUAUUAUUACUUGCAAGGUGCGCCAAUCAAGCUGCUAAGGAUAAUCCAAAUAUUUUGAUUAGGUUAGACGUUUUGUUCGUGGCGGUGACAAUUUAUUUUAGUCGCAACGAUGAACGAGUCAUAUUAGGCAUGGAAAAGAGCUUUCCAGCCAUGAACUCAAAGGCUUAGAGUGUGGACUGAUGCCUGUUGUCUUUCUUCGUCCCACUCCCAACCCAUGUUUUACGUUUAGUUACUGGGGCGAAUGAGAAUAAACGUAUUUGGUACCCAAUAUAAUGAUAAUCUUCGAAAGAAAAACAAAAAAUAAAUAGCAAAAUCUAGUGUCCCCCAAAAGUUCCCGCAUGGUAUUGGCCUCUCCCCUAUACUUAAACUUAUCGCUAGCUUUAAUUAGAGUUGAGGCUUUCUCUCAGCCGCCUUAGCAGAAAGUGGUACCGUUUCGGACCCCUAUAGUCUUAGCGAAAGGAAGCAUCUUAAAAUUGUUAGAAGUUGCGACCUAGGUAGAACCCGUCCCUAUAAAAUAUCCCACAGGUGUAUUCUGUAUUUUUUUUGGCAUUGAGAUCUCAUACGCGGAACUUACCUUCCCGAUUGGCUGACACUAGUUUACCAUAAAUUCAGCAAUCUCACAAGUUCUGUGAUCUGUCUACUGAACAGUUUUGUAAAAUAUGACAUGAUUCUCUUUAAUGUCAAAAAUCUCACAGUUAGCUUACUAUGGGUAUGUUAUGUUGAAUCUUCCCACCAGAACAUUUGUACAUAAAAAACCACUUCAUGAAAAAUUAUUUACAAUAUUAUAUACAUAAUAAAGACUCAUUGGGAUAGAUUUGGCCCACCCAAUGUGCGCUAGUCAUAGUCACCCCAGGCGUCUCGACUUUUCGGGUCCAUAUAGUAGUCUUAAUUACAAAUGUCUCAGAAGUGAGAUGUUUGGACUAUUGCUUUUAGUGCAAAUGGAUUUGAUUGAUCGACUGCUCGCACUUUAUUAUUUUCCACGUCACAACGUAAAACGACUGAGUGUAAGGCCGGUUCGCAAGUUUUAACUCCAUUCUUAGGAUUUACCAUCAUAUGCACAACGUCCCAUUCGACCUUGAGAAUUGUAUCAUCGAAUGCCUUAAAUUAUUUUUAAGUACAAAUACUAGACUAUGGAUCGUUGAAUUAAAAAGUUAUCUUGUAAAAUGUUAUGUCGGUUUCGGAGAUAAGUAUAAUCUUUCUUUAAUGUAUAAAAUACGUUUAAUGACGGUAUGUUGUUUAAAUAUUUUAAUGUCAACUUUGCUGGUAGCGAAGUCAGCACAUUAUUGUAAAUAAAUUGAAUGAAUCAUGUUUUAGCAAUCGUGUUGUUUUACUGCUUUAUGUAAAGAAUUCCUCGGGUUUGUAAUAUGUAAAUAUAUUUUUAUGGUCAAGUUUAUGAGUCUUAAUCAUUGAUGUUACCAUAGAGUUCUUAAAAUCCAGUGUCAUUUAUUAAUUUCGAUUUUGUUAUUUUUACGUUCUCAAGCAUUUAUUAUGAUUUUUUUUCUCAAUUUAUACACAGUGCUAAGUAAGUCGAACAAAUGUCGUAAUGUAAGUCGAUGAUAUUAACAGUUUUAAAUAUUGUAUUCAUACAGAAAUCACUAACAUAUAUUUAUAUUAGCAAUUGUUUAUUAUAAGAAACCUUAGCACACUUUAAUAAGUUGAGUUGACAAGACAAAAUGCUUGAUAGAAAAAUUUAAAAGUCAAUUUUAGAAAAUUGUUGUAGAUAUUAUUUAAAAAAAAAAAUAGAUCCGUAGCCAUAUAAUAAAAAUUGAAGUUAACAAAAACAGAUUAUACAAUCACCAAAUAAAAGAUAACCCUUUAGAGUAAGUUUUCGGUAUAGCAAAAGUGUCAUUGGCCAUUUUAUUUAUUAAUCUAAAAUUGUCAAAUUAUAGUAAUUGUCUGUCCAUACGAACUGACAGAAUUACCUCAACUCAAUGUCAAACGUUACUUUACUUAAAACUUCAUUAAGGGUUACUUAUUAGAUGUUUAGGAUGUCAACUCAACUUAUUUUUUUAAUCAAACGGCAUAAAGGGUAAGGGGUGAAUUGUUUAGAAACUUGCGCCGUUCUACAGCCGACGACGAAUUUUCUUGAUAUCAGUGGCGAAACUACGGAUUUAAGUUAAAUAAUUAAUGUAUUCCGGGAGUGCGUGGGCAAUUUUGGGAGGGUGUUUGAUAAGGAUUUUUGGUAAAUUGUUCGUCUUCCUUAAAAUAACAAGAUAUUGUAUAGCGGAUUGUUUUAAUAUCUUUUUUAACGAUACAUGGAAUAAACAGUCGCCAUUCUAGUUUUUAUGGAAUACCUGGCACAUUUCCUUCAAACUACUACUUCCGGUAGAAUUACCUAAUAUAUUAUAAAUAUUCAAUAAGUAUUUUAUAUUGAAUUACAAAAUGGGAUGCAUCGAAAUGAUCAAAUCAAAGGUUUUGUCUAACUUAGAGAUUUGUCAUAUCACUACUAGGUCAGAAGACUGACUUCGUUUUAUUUGUAACCACUAAAAAUGCUGGUUUAAUUAGGUAUUCCGAGGCCACGAAGUUCAGUGUGAACUUUUUUGAAUUUCACUAGGUUUUAUUAAGUAAAAGAAUAAAUAAUUCGACUACCGAUUGGCGCAGUGGACAGUGACCCUGCUUUCUGAGUCCAAGGCCGGGGCUCGAUUCCCACAACUGGAAAAUAUUCGUGUGAUGAACAUG